UUUCAUUGUUUCGUUUCAUUUCAGGAACUUCAACUACAAUCAAGUCAAACAAGAGCAAAGCUAAAAUCUCAACAAAAAUUCAAAUGGCUUCUAACGGUGAAUCUAAACAUUCGGAAGUUGGGCACAAGAGUCUUUUGCAAAGCGAUGCUCUUUAUCAGUAUAUACUCGAAACAAGUGUGUACCCGAGAGAGCCAGAGGCAAUGAAAGAACUUAGAGAUGUGACUGCCAAGCAUCCAUGGAAUCUGAUGACAACAUCAGCUGAUGAAGGGCAGUUCUUGAACAUGCUUUUGAAGCUCAUCAAUGCCAAGAACACCAUGGAGAUUGGAGUUUACACUGGAUAUUCUCUCCUUGCCACUGCUCUGGCUCUUCCAGAUGAUGGAAAGAUUUUAGCAUUGGACAUCAACAGGGAAAACUAUGAAAUUGGAUUACCCAUAAUUGAAAAAGCUGGAGUUGGUCACAAAAUUGACUUCAGAGAGGGUCCUGCUUUGCCUGUUCUGGACCAUAUGCUUGAAGAUGCUAAGUGUCAUGGAGCAUUGGAUUUUGUAUUCGUCGAUGCUGACAAGGACAACUACAUCAACUACCACAAGAGAUUAAUUGAUUUGGUAAAAAUCGGAGGAUUAAUCGGAUACGAUAACACCCUGUGGAACGGUUCUGUGGCCGAGCCAGCUGAUGCUCCGAUGAGAAAGUAUGUCAGGUACUACAGAGACUUUGUGAUUGAGUUCAACAAAGCUUUGGCUGCUGAUCCCAGGAUUGAGAUCUGUAUGCUUCCUGUUGGUGAUGGCGUUACCUUGUGCCGUCGUAUCAGCUAAUCAUCUAACUGAAAUUCGGAAUAUUGUUUCACCAUUUGUUUUAAGUAAUGGAGCAGUUAUGAUGCUUUGGUUGUAUCUUCCUGUGUUUUCUUGUUGAAUUUGCAAUGUGCAUUAUUGAUGAUGAAUAUAUUCAUAAUUUAAUGUUGA
Molecule: messenger RNA, 956 nt
Organism: Daucus carota subsp. sativus
Lineage: Eukaryota; Viridiplantae; Streptophyta; Magnoliopsida; Apiales; Apiaceae
Product: caffeoyl-CoA O-methyltransferase
Exons: 5
Coding region: 84-809 (241 amino acids)
Molecular function (GO): O-methyltransferase activity; S-adenosylmethionine-dependent methyltransferase activity
Source: RefSeq, a predicted model, not a curated record